Coccidioides immitis RS is the source of this 3365-nucleotide messenger RNA. Its product is annotated as ATP-dependent RNA helicase CHL1. Gene Ontology annotation, cellular component: nucleus. Bases 639 to 3365 code for a protein of 908 amino acids. The record is from RefSeq and is a predicted model, not a curated record. The transcript has 8 exons. Lineage: Eukaryota; Fungi; Ascomycota; Eurotiomycetes; Onygenales; Onygenaceae. Gene Ontology annotation, biological process: nucleobase-containing compound metabolic process; establishment of sister chromatid cohesion. Gene Ontology annotation, molecular function: DNA binding; hydrolase activity, acting on acid anhydrides, in phosphorus-containing anhydrides; DNA helicase activity.
CUCAAUUCCCCCUAACCCCUUAACCCUAACCCUAAUCCCCCAAAUCCCUCACCUAUAUUGGUUGCUGCGCAGCCAGAUUACACAACUGUGUAAUAUUACCGAUAGGUAUUGGUAAGUUUGCAUGGUUGCUUACACACAUCGCGAGGUGAGCUCAUCCCACUGUAGGCUCAUCUGUACCCUGAUUGAGUGAGCCCGCGGAGUUUUACAGGUACCUAUAUGCGCCGUACAUAUGUAGUCUACUUCGGAGUUACCACCCUGCAGAUAACUUAUCCCUAUUUUAGAGGUCGUCCGUCCCGUAACGUGGUAUAUGGAUUUACGUAUAUAUGCACAGUACAGUACGGUGUACUCCGUACAUACAAGCUUACAUACUGAAUCCUCCGUACGGAGUACAUUGUGGUCCGUGUUUCCCUAGCUAACUACGGCGAGGUAAGGGGAUCGGUUGUGCAACUUAAUUUUUCCAGCAGACGCGUCUCCUAGAGCGCGGUCCCGCGUAACCCGUGGCGCAAGCUUGGAAAGAAGUCGGAUGAUUCUCGUUCGUGAUGACCGGUGCGUCACUAUCUGCAGAGUGCUCCAUAGUGAAACUAAAGCUAGAACAGUCGUUUCGAUGGCCUUGACGUCCCCUCGUCUCAUGUCCGGCCAUGAAUCCAUCUAGCAAGACCUUCUAUCACCCUUAUUCUCCCUAUGACAUCCAGGUCCAAUUUAUGCGUUCUCUCUAUACUUGCAUAGAAGAAUGUAAAGUUGGCAUCUUCGAAUCUCCAACAGGCACUGUAAGCAUUCUAACUCCAGAAGGGUGUAGUAUGGGAUUUUUUUCUUUGAGAUCCGAUGCUCCUGAAGAGAACGCUGCAGACCCAGAAUGGGAUCCUAUGUUCUUUAACCAAUUCGCCUCAAUCCCCAAAGAAAUUCGCCAAGGGAAAUCCCUGAGUCUAAUAUGUGGCUCGUUGACGUGGCUACGAGACCAUAAACGAUCGGUUUUCCUGGAAGACAUAGAGAAUAGUGAUGGUGAUGACGAGCCGGAAUGGAUCUUGCAAUAUUCAAGAAAGGAAAAGAGGCGAAUCAUCAGAGAAAGAAGGAAGCGAGUGGAAGAUCGAUUAUCACGUAUCCGCAAGGAGGAGCUCCUGCGUGAAAAGGCAGCAAUAGCCAAUAUACCAUUCAAAAAGCAGAGGCUGGAAGAUGGCAAGCGACACUUGGAUAAAAUGGCCGAUGAUGGGGCAUUCGAGCUGGAUGAAUACGAUAGUGACAAUCAAGAAACUUCAACCCAUGACGCUAAGAGUAACAGCGAUCUUUCUGCCACUACUAUCGCACUACUGGAGAAACUUAGUGGCUCAGCUGAGAUCCAGGAUGACUUCGAAGAGGAAAAUGCUGUCAAAAUUUUUUAUUGUUCCAGGACCCAUUCACAGCUGGCUCAGUUUGCACGAGAGUUGCGGCGCGUGGUGUUUCCGCCUAGUAUACCGCCGGAGACCGAAGAUGGAGAGAUAGAUACUCAAGGAGAGGGCAGAAGACACCCAGACACGGAAUUAGAGGAGCCAACGAAGCAUGUAUCGCUCGGCUCAAGGAAAACGAUGUGUAUAAACCCGAAGGUCAGACGCCUUGGGAAUGCCACAGCCAUCAAUGAGCGGUGUCUUGAUUUGCAAAGUUCCAACGUUCUCCCGGGGCAUAAAUGUCCAUUUGCUCCAUCCAAAGAGAACGAGUUAGCUAUUAAUGACUUCAGGGACCAUGUUCUUGCUGAAGUUCAUGAUAUUGAGGAUAUAGGUAAAAUCGGGCAGCGCACAGGCAUUUGUCCGUACUAUGCGUCCAGAUCCGUUAUCGGCCACAGCGAAAUUGUCACACUUCCCUACCAGCUUCUGCUUCAGAAGUCAGCAAGGGAUGCUCUAGAUAUUUCGCUUAAGGACCAUGUUAUUAUCAUUGACGAGGCCCACAAUCUUAUGGAUGUAAUUGCUAAUAUUCACUCAGUGAACGUUUCUCUCACCCAGCUCCGAAUCGGUCUUGAACAAUUAACUAUCUACGCAAGAAAGUAUAAAGCUCGGCUUAAAGGCAAAAACAGAGUAUACGUUGCGCAGGUUAUGCGCCUACUAGGUUCUAUAGCCAAAUACCUUGAAUCCGUACUGGCUGCCAGGGAACUUAGGGAAGGGGCUGUAGAUCCGUCAUAUUUAAUGAGUGGAAAAGGAAUUGACCAAAUCAACUUACACAAGCUCUCGAGAUACUUGCAAGAAAGCAAGCUAGCCCGCAAAGUAGACGGGUAUAUUGAAAGUUCAACAUCUUUGGAAGAGAAAAAUCCUGAAACGAGUACGACAGUGCCUGUUUUGUUCCAAGUCCAGUCAUUUUUGCUCUCUUUGAUGAAUCCGUCGGCGGAGGGCCGCCUCUUCUUUGAGAAAAAUGGUAACGAUGUUCUGCUCAAGUAUACGCUGCUGGACCCAACAGCACAUUUCCGGGAAGCGGUAGAGGAGGCAAGAGCCGUCAUUCUAGCUGGAGGGACAAUGUCACCUAUGAGUGAUUACAGAGACCACCUUUUUUCCUAUCUUGCCCCGGGCCAACUGAGAACUUUUAGUUACGGUCAUGUGAUCCCCACAAGUAACCUCAGCGCAAGACCUGUAUCAAGAGGAAUACUGGAUACAGAGUUUGAUUUUACUUUUGAAAAGAGAAAUUCCCGUGCAAUGAUCAUUGACCUAGGCAAGACCAUCAGUGAGAUUUGCAAAGCCACCCCCGAUGGUGUGGUAGCCUUUUUUCCAAGUUAUGACUUUCUGAACCAGGUGGUCGAAAUUUGGAAGCAGCCGUGUUCAAAUUCAGGUAAUCCAAGCAUUCUCGAUUCACUUGGGUUGGUAAAGCCGUUGCUCUACGAAUCCAAAGAAAAAGCCAUGAAUACCGAGGCGCUUCUCCAGAAGUACGCAAACUUCAUAGAUGAAGGCAAAGGAGCGUUGUUGCUAUCCGUCAUGGGCGGAAAGCUUUCCGAAGGAAUAAAUUUCUCGGAUCGGCUUGGCAGAGGCGUGAUUGUCAUCGGCCUUCCAUUUGCCAACAUCCGCAGCGCAGAAUGGCAAGCAAAAAUACAAUACGUGGAGAGGAAGACUUAUGAACGGUCUUCGGGGGGUGAAGAAACUAGAAGGAGCAAAGCCAAGCUUGCGGGCAGAGACUUUUAUGAAAAUGCCUGCAUGCGGGUGGUGAAUCAAUGCAUAGGGAGGGCGAUCAGACAUCAGCACGAUUAUGCCGCUAUCCUCAUGUUCGAUCGGCGAUAUGGGACAGCACGCAUACAAUCCAAACUGCCAGAAUGGAUUCGGCGGAGUCUGAUUUCUGCUCCGAUCGGAGCUACAAUAAGUAACCUAUAUACGUUCUUUGAAGAAAAGAGUUCCAUAGAAGUGACAAAAGAGAAAUAA